Messenger RNA from Recurvomyces mirabilis, 1584 nucleotides. RefSeq names its product UBX domain-containing protein 10 (gene ucp10). The transcript has a single exon. Gene Ontology annotation, molecular function: ubiquitin binding. Gene Ontology annotation, cellular component: endoplasmic reticulum. Bases 1 to 1584 code for a protein of 527 amino acids. The record is from RefSeq and is a predicted model, not a curated record. NCBI's taxonomy places the organism in Eukaryota, Fungi, Ascomycota, Dothideomycetes, Mycosphaerellales, Teratosphaeriaceae.
AUGGCGUCCUCAGGCUUCGAUAUCACAAGCCUGACAGAAGACCAGCAACUCGCACUCCAACAAUACACAUCUGUCACCGACCAGGAGCUCGGCGACGCGGUACCCAUAUUACAGAAAUGCCAGUGGAACGCUCAAAUAGCCAUAACCCGCUUCUUCGACGGCGAUGCCGAGACCAUCGACCCAGCUGCAGAAGCAGCACGUGCUGCACCACCUUCUCCACCAACUCAAGCUGUCCGACGGACAGAAACUCUCAUGGACAGCAUAAAUCCUCGCUCGCCCGGAUCACGAUCAAGACGACAAGGAGGGCUAGAAGAGGCACCACGAGUAGUACCCACACCGGAGAGCCAGCUCAGUCAACCACUACCCUUUCCCUUCUCACUGCUCCUCCUUCCUUUCAACCUCACCUACGUCAUCUUCCAGCGUCUCUUUGGCACAAUAGGCUUCCUCUUCCCUUUCCUUCCACGCCUACUCUCCCGCUUCUGGUCCGGAAGCGGUUCCCGGCCCAGUAGGGACACGGGACGAAGACCUCUAAGCCCAAGUGACACAGCCGCACGCUUCAUGCGUGAGUUCGAAGAAGAGUACGGCGUCACGCACGGCACAGUACCUUUCCACGAAGCAGGUUACGCCCAGGCCUUCGACAUCGCUAAGCGCGAUCUGAAGUACCUGCUCGUGAUUCUGCUCUCGCCCGAACACGACGACAAUGCUUCAUUUGUGCGUGACACCUUACUCGCACCCGAGCUCUUGACAUUCUUGAAGGAGCCGAAGAACAACAUCGUAUUGUGGGCCGGCACAGUCCAAGACGCCGAAGCAUACCAAGUCAGCACCGCUCUAAACGUCACCAAAUUCCCGUACGCAUGUCUUAUAGCACAUACGCCUUCCGUAUCGAGCACGGCAAUGAGUAAGAUCGCUACCUCUGCCGGAUCAUCCACGGUGCAGGAGUUGAUUCAGAAAUUGCAAGCUGGGAUCCAGACACAGAGUGCAGAGCUGGAUAGGAUAAGGAGACAACGGCAGGAACAGCAGGCGAGCAGGAGUCUGAGGCAGGAACAGGAGAGCGCUUACGAGCGGAGUCUGGCUGCGGAUAGGGAGAAAGCACGCAAGCGGAAGGAGGAGGAGGCGGCCAAGGAGAAGGCGGAUCGAGAGGAGCGGGAACGAGAAGAGCGAGAGACAAACGCUGCGGAGCUGUUGGCACGAUGGAAGAGUUGGAGACGGCAGAACAUCGCUCCUGAGCCUGGCAACGAAGUCAAGGAGGCUGUGCGGAUAAGUCUACGAUUACAGAAUGGCGAACGCGUGGUAAGGAAAUUCCGACCCGACGCUGACGUGGAGGAAUUAUAUGCUUUCGUCGAGUGCCGCGAGGACGAAGCUGAAGAUGAAGAGACAUCUGUAUCCUCCGAGAAGGAAGCACAAAAGCCUGAGGGCUACGAGCACGAAUACGGCUUUCGACUUGUAUCGCCCAUGCCACGAGAAGUGUACGAUGUUAGUAAAGGCGGCACGAUACGGGAACGGAUUGGACGAUCAGGGAACUUGAUUGUGGAGAAGAUUGUUGAUGAGGAUGAGGAUGAGGAUGAUGGGGAUGAGGAGGAAUAG